CCGCUCGCUCGCACAUGCGCAGUCGCUCUCGUGUUGUUGACGGGCAAAGAUGGCGUGUUCCGCGGCUCGCAGCUCCGCACGCUGGGUCACAGCGGCCGUGUCCUCCGGCCACAGACGGGUCUGCUCGCCUCUGCUCUCCAGCGCGGAUGGAGCACACCGGAGCCUCGCGACGCUGUCAGGCCGGCAGGUGUGGACGGCGCGCGGCGGGAGCCCCGGAGGAGCCUGUACCGCGGUGACAUUGAGAGGCAUGACAGCGGUGGGCUCUUCUGCUUCUUCUGGUCUCAUCUGUAAGAUGUCGUUCCACACCAGCUGUCCUGCCAGAAAACAGGAUUUCUACCAGAUCCUAGGAGUUCCCCGCGCAGCCACGCAGAAGGAGAUUAAGAAAGCUUAUUACCAGAUGGCAAAGAAGUAUCAUCCGGACACGAACAAAGAGGACCCUCAGGCGAAGGAGAAGUUUGCGCAGCUGGCUGAGGCGUAUGAGGUGCUCAGUGACGAGGUGAAGAGGAAGCAGUAUGACACGUACGGCUCCGCUGGGUUUGACGCGGGACAGGCCGGCGCGGGACACCAGCAGUACUGGGGCCGAGGGAGCAGCAUCGACCCCGAGGAGCUUUUCCGCAAGAUCUUUGGGGAGUUUUCCGGAGCUCGAGGCUUUGGGGAUUUCGGUGCCAUCUUUGAUCAGCCACAAGAGUAUGUGAUGGAGCUCACAUUCGCUCAGGCUGCUAAAGGAGUGAAUAAAGAGAUCACGGUCAACAUGGAGGACGGGUGUCAGCGCUGUGGGGGCAGAGGUCACGAGCCCGGCUCCAAAGUCCAGCACUGCGGCAGCUGCAAUGGGACAGGCAUGGAGACGGUGAACACGGGGCCCUUCGUGAUGCGCUCCACCUGCAGACGCUGUGGCGGGAGGGGUUCGGUCGUCACAUCGCCCUGCACAGCGUGUCGAGGGACGGGACAGACCAAGCAGAGGAGGACCGUCACGGUGCCUGUGCCCGCCGGGAUCGAGGACGGGCAGACGGUCCGGAUGCCAGUGGGGAAGAAAGAGAUCUUCAUCACGUUCAGAGUCCAGAAAAGCCCGAUCUUCAGGAGGGACGGCGCUGACAUCCACUCUGAUGUCAUGAUCUCUGUGGCUCAGGCCAUACUGGGCGGCACGGUCCGAGCGCAAGGGCUCUACGAGAACAUCAAUCUCUCGAUCCCGGUCGGAGUCCAGGCCGACCACAGGAUCCGGCUCUCUGGGAAAGGUAUUCCUCGGGUCAGCGGCUACGGCUACGGGGACCACUACGUCCACGUCAAGAUCAAAAUCCCUAAGAUGUUGACCGACCGGCAGCAGGCCCUCAUGAGGAGUUACGCGGAGGACGAGACCGAUGUGGAGGGAACCGUCAACGGAGUGACCAGCACCACUACAGGUAAAAGAUCCGCUGGAAACUAGACUUUAGUGGAGCUUCAGAUUCAGUGUAAAGCGAGUCUUCAGCUGUGGACACGUUCAUCUCGAUCGCUCCUCAGAAACUACAGACCAGCGAGAAGAUCCCAGAGGAAUAUGAUCUGUGCACACCAACAUCAACCAUUGCUUUUUGUCUUUGGCGUCAUUUUUCGUUUAGGUUUUACGUAGUCAGGUCUUUAAUUUCCUGUUGUUCUGAAGCGAUUCACAAACCGAUGGGAAAUCUUUACUUCGGUAACAAUGUCAUUUCAGAAUAAUGAAGUCCUGUGUUCAAGAUCUCUGUGCUGACCGCUCACUGAACAGCCAGUGUACAUAGACAGCUGUUAAUACUGAAGUCAUUUUAAUGGGUCCUUGUAGAGAUAAAUAUGCAGCAAUGAAUAAAAUCUCUCACAACUGUAAAUGACUUUUUUUGUUGAAUAUGCUGAAUGCAUGGU
This is a messenger RNA of Carassius auratus (goldfish), 1863 nucleotides long. RefSeq names its product dnaJ homolog subfamily A member 3, mitochondrial. The record is from RefSeq and is a predicted model, not a curated record. Gene Ontology annotation, molecular function: ATP binding; heat shock protein binding; protein kinase binding. Gene Ontology annotation, biological process: response to heat; protein folding; mitochondrion organization. Gene Ontology annotation, cellular component: mitochondrion. The transcript is spliced from 11 exons. NCBI's taxonomy places the organism in Eukaryota, Metazoa, Chordata, Actinopteri, Cypriniformes, Cyprinidae. Bases 50 to 1420 code for a protein of 456 amino acids.